Molecule: messenger RNA, 420 nt
Organism: Saprolegnia diclina VS20
Lineage: Eukaryota; Oomycota; Saprolegniomycetes; Saprolegniales; Saprolegniaceae
Exons: 2
Coding region: 1-378 (125 amino acids)
Source: RefSeq, a predicted model, not a curated record
AUGGCGCCGCCCUUGAAGCACUCGGUCAGCAGCAGCUCGAGCUCGUCCAUGUCAUCGUCCUCGUCACGGACAAUGUCCAGCAGUGUACCAUGUUCAGUGUGCAAGACGCGCUACGCUAUAUCUGCCGAGCGCUGCAGCAAGUGCAACGAAAUGCUGCCGGACGCAUCCGCCAAGCUCACGCUUUUGCUCAAGCGCGCCAAGGUGGCCAACGCCAACGGCUUCUCGGUCGACGUCUCGAUCGAAUGUGGUUGCGAGGCGAUCUACGCCAUGACGGAUGCGACGUGCACCGACCCCGAUUGCGGCGACGACCUGCCGGACGACGCCGAGAAGCUGCGCAUCCUCGCACGUCGCUUGGACAUGGCCACGGGCGCCAUGUAAGCUGCAUCCGAGAGAUCCAUUUGGCUUUACCGAAGACUAGAA